This is a messenger RNA of Molossus molossus (Pallas's mastiff bat), 901 nucleotides long. It is a transcript of the gene CASP14, whose product is annotated as caspase 14. The transcript has 7 exons. Gene Ontology annotation, biological process: proteolysis. NCBI's taxonomy places the organism in Eukaryota, Metazoa, Chordata, Mammalia, Chiroptera, Molossidae. Gene Ontology annotation, molecular function: cysteine-type endopeptidase activity. The record is from RefSeq and is a predicted model, not a curated record. The coding region runs from base 173 to 901 and encodes 242 amino acids.
AAGAUUUGUGCUGUCAGCUCCUUCUCCAAGCUCAGCACAUGGACCUGACCACUCUUUAGUGCCCAGCCUGUUGCAACUAAUAGAGUGGUGACGACCUGGAGUUAAGGAGCAGCUACUUCUAGAGACAGAUCAGCCAAGGGUGCUGAGAACCGGACUCAGAAUCAGAAGAGACAUGAGCAAUCCUCAGCCUUUGGAGGAGGAGGCAUAUGACAUGUCAGGUGCCCGCGUAGCCCUGACACUGUGUGUCACCAAAGCACGUGAAGGUUCAGAGGCAGACCUAGUCGCCCUGGAACGCAUGUUCCAGCAGCUGGGAUUUGAGAGUACCAUGAAGAAAGACCCCACAGCCCAGCAAUUCCAGGAAGAACUGGAAAAAUUUCAGCAGGCCAUUGAUGCCCGGAAAGACUUUGUCAGCUGUGCUUUCGUGGUGCUCAUGGCACAUGGGCUAGAAGGACACCUCGAAGGGGAAGAUGAGCAGAUGGUUAAUCUGGAGAACCUCUUCACCGUUCUAAAUAACAAGAAUUGCGAGGCCCUGAGAGCCAAGCCUAAGGUGUACAUCGUGCAGGCCUGUCGAGGAGAACACAGGGACCCUGGUGAAAGAGUAGGUGGAGACAAUAUUGCAAUGAUCACACAGGACAGUGACCAAACCAUCCCAACGUACACGGACACCCUCCAUGUCUACUCCACCGUGGAGGGGUACCUUUCCUACAGACAUGACAAAGAAGGCUCCUACUUCAUCCAGACCCUGGUUGAUGUGUUCACAAAGACAAAAGGACCCAUCCUGGAGCUUCUGACAGAGGUAACCCGGAGGAUGGCAGAAGCAGAGCUGGUUCAGGAAGGGGAAACGAGAAAAGUGAACCCCGAAAUCCAAAGCACCCUUCGGAAACGACUCUAUCUGCAGUAG